AAAACCCUAAUCUCUCAUACUCUCUUUUACAUCCCCAAACGGCCAAACCCCCGCCUUAUUCCCCUCUUAAACCCUCCAUUUCCUCUCUCCUCAAUCCUCCAUUUUCUCUUCCAAAAAUCAAAAGCAACAAAAAUUAUGGAAGCUCAAAAAGUGAAAUCCGACUUAGUUUUAAUCUUGGAUUUCGGGUCCCAGUACACUCAUCUCAUCACACGUCGAAUCCGGGCACUUUCCGUCUUCUCCCUUUGUAUCUCCGGCACAUCCCCUCUCAAAGCCAUCACCGACUUAAACCCACGUGUAAUCAUUCUCUCCGGUGGGCCCCACAGUGUCCACGCGCCUGACGCGCCGGUGUUCUGCGACGGGUUCAUCGAAUACGUUGAAAAGAAUGGUAUUCAUGUUCUGGGUAUCUGCUAUGGUCUGCAACUGAUUGUGCAGAAGCUUGGAGGUUUGGUUAAGAUUGGGGAAAAGCAGGAAUAUGGGAAGAUGAAUAUUGAGGUGAUUUCUGAGAAUAGCUCGUUUUUUGGGAAUUGGAUUAAGGGGGAUAAACAGGAUGUUUGGAUGAGUCAUGGUGAUGAGGUUUCGAAACUUCCUGAUGGGUUUAAGGUUGUUGCUGUUAGUCAACAAGGUGCUGUUGCUGCUAUUGAGAAUCCUUCUAGAAAGUUCUAUGGCCUCCAAUAUCAUCCUGAGGUUACACAUUCGCCUCAAGGAAUAAAGACAUUGCGCUACUUUCUCUUUGAUGUUUGUGGGAUCAAUGCAGACUGGAAUAUGGAGGAUGUAUUGAAUGAAGAAAUUAAAGUUAUUAAGGAAACCGUAGGCACUGAUGAUCAUGUCAUUUGUGCUUUAUCUGGUGGCGUGGAUUCCACUGUUGCUGCUACCCUUGUUCACAGGGCCAUAGGAGACAGACUUCAUUGUAUCUUUGUAGAUAAUGGCUUGUUAAGGUAUAAGGAGCAAGAGCGUGUGAUGAGUACCUUUAAGGAACACCUUCACCUCCCUGUAACUUGUGUUGAUGCAACCGAGCAAUUUCUUAGCAAAAUGAAGGGUGUUGCAGACCCUGAGACGAAAAGGAAGAUAAUUGGAAAAGAAUUCAUUUGUAUUUUUGAUGAAUUUGCACAAGAACUGGAGAAAAAAUUGGGGAAGAAACCUGUUUACUUAGUACAAGGAACUCUAUAUCCAGAUGUUAUUGAAUCCUGCCCACCUCCUGGAAGUGGAAGAAAUCAUUCGCACACCAUCAAGAGUCAUCAUAAUGUUGGUGGACUUCCGAAGGACAUGAAGUUGAAGCUCAUUGAACCCUUAAAACUUUUAUUUAAGGACGAGGUACGGGCAUUGGGGAAGAUCUUGGAUAUCCCUGAGGGUUUUUUGAAGCGUCACCCAUUUCCAGGACCAGGGCUCGCUGUGCGUGUUCUUGGUGAUGUUACUGAAGGAAAUCAUUUGGAAAUUCUUCGACAGGUUGACGAGAUAUUUAUCCAAUCAAUCAAAGAUGCGGGACUUUAUGAUGAAAUUUGGCAAGCUUUCGCUGUUUUCUUGGGCAUUCUAUCAGUAGGAGUUCAAGGUGAUCAAAGAACUCAUUCACAUGUUGUAAGCCUAAGAGCUGUUACAAGUCAAGAUGGGAUGACAGCUGAUUGGUAUCGGUUUGAUUCAGAGUUCCUUGAUCAGGUGUCCCGUAAAAUUACCAACAAUGUUCGGGGUGUGAACCGAGUUACACUGGACAUAACAUCAAAGCCUCCUUCAACCAUUGAGUGGGAAUGAUGUGAUAAUUUUUUAGAUGAUUUGAGUCGAAUUUUUGAUUUUUUAGGCAAACUCUUUUUCGUUAAUCCUAUUAUUAAAUUGGGUUAUUUACCCUUGAUGAACAACUUACUAUGGUGAUGAAAUUGAGAAUUUAUGAAGAUUUAUUCAAAGUUAUGUGCUUCA
This is a messenger RNA of Spinacia oleracea (spinach), 1905 nucleotides long. RefSeq lists its product as uncharacterized. The record is from RefSeq and is a predicted model, not a curated record. The transcript is spliced from 6 exons. Gene Ontology annotation, biological process: GMP biosynthetic process. Gene Ontology annotation, cellular component: cytosol. The coding region runs from base 136 to 1743 and encodes 535 amino acids. Gene Ontology annotation, molecular function: GMP synthase (glutamine-hydrolyzing) activity; ATP binding; GMP synthase activity. NCBI's taxonomy places the organism in Eukaryota, Viridiplantae, Streptophyta, Magnoliopsida, Caryophyllales, Amaranthaceae.